GUCGCCAAUGUGUCUGGCCUCCGCGCGGGUGACACGCUCCGCAUCACUGGUCCGGGCGGCACCCCGGUGGAGAACGGGGUUAUCGUUUCCGUCCAGGCGCUCGAGCAGGCCUCCCUCGUCGUCCAGACCAACGGCGCCAUCGAGGCUGUCCAGGCCAGCGCGGGGGGCAUCGUGACACUCAAGUCGGCCCUGAAGCACUCGUUCCCGGCGGGCACCAGCGUCGCCGAGUUCACCCAGGCCGAGGCAGAAAAGGAGGACGCCGACGCGGCCGAGGCGGAGGCCGAGGAGGCCGAGGCCGCAGGCGCGAGCAGCAACGCUGGCAGCGACGCCAGCAGCAACGCCAGCAGCAACGCCAGCAGCAACGCCAGCAGCAACGCCAGCAAACCAAGCCCCACGAUCGACGCCAUCAUCAAGGAUGCCGUUGGCGCUGGAAGCAGUUGCCAGCACUGA
This is a messenger RNA of Prorocentrum cordatum, 450 nucleotides long. The record is from the annotation of a GenBank genome assembly. NCBI's taxonomy places the organism in Eukaryota, Dinophyceae, Prorocentrales, Prorocentraceae.